UGCUCGUUCACUCCUGCUACCAUGUGAUAUGGCUUUCCAGCUAAAUCUUUUACGUGAAAGGACCCUUACGUGAUAUCGUGAUAUCUGACCUCAAAUAUUUUGUAUGAUUUUGGCAAGUAGGCUAUAGCUAUCUAAUUUUGUUCAGGUGUACACCAAUGUUGUUGUGAACAUGAUAUCUGAUUAUUCUUGUGUAUUUAUGUUAGCUAUUUGUAUUUCCGAUGAGUGUUAAUAGUGUCAUGGUGUAAUUAUGCGGGAUUGCUUUGUUGUAUUAUAAUUACAAAGGUGUGAAAAGUGGCGCAUGCUCGUUCACUCCUGCUACCAUGUGAUACGGCUUUUCAGCAAAAUCUUUCCUUCUUCGGCGUCGAUUCCAGUCUACGACCCACUUGUGAACUGCAACCUUCAGCUAUUUACAGAUGUUCUAACCUCUAUCCAAGAUGCUCAGCAACAUUUCACUCAAUGGAUGAGAACGGGAGGAGAAAUCAGUCAUUAUAAAUCUUAUUUUUAUGUUCAAGUAUUACAUUAAGAAAUGUACCUUUUCCGCUCAGCAACUGUCGAUGCUGCUGAUUGGCAGCUCGCCCGCAUGUCCCUCCUCAUGCCAGUGACGUGUCCCUCAUGCUACAGUGUCCAUUGGCAUAUCCCUCUUCAUCCCAGUGACAUGUAAUUCCUCAUGCCACAUGCUGAUUUAUAAUUGAACUCCUACUGGAAACAUACUCUGUGCCAACCAAAACAGUUUUAAAACUGACCACUGUCAACAUCCAGCUGGACUACAUGGUCAGAAAAGAGCUCUGUUAACUUAAGCUAUAGUGUAGCGGCGAGACCCUUCUGCCCUCUGCUGGACUCUUGUUUCCCUGUCUGUGUGAUGGAGUGACAGUGUGUGUAUGCACGCAUGUGUGUUAUCUCCCCCUUAUAUAUUGGAAUAUGUCAAUUAGUUAUGAUGGGGUUUUGAUUGGGGGGAGGUGUCAUGGAGGAAAUGAUCAGGGAAUUCGAUAGGGCACUCAUUGAUAAGGGGUUGGGCUAUUUUCAAAUGUUAGUUUGAUUAAGAGCUGAGAAGAGUAAAUGAGAGUGAUACAUGUUAAACUUUGAGCAAGUGUACUUAUUAUUUAAUUCAUUUUUUGUAUUUAUUUAUUUGUAGAAGUGUUGAGGGGUUUGUUGUUUUCAUUAGAAUGACACCUCCUACUGCCCGUUCCUCGUAGGUUGUAAUUUAAUAGGCAGUAAACCUUGAAUCAUCUACCUCUGGCUUCCGCUGUCUCCAUCAAAAAGUUGAAUGCCACUGCAAUACGAACUAAAAUCUCCAAGAGUUGGAAGAAAAGUUCAAAUCUGUGUUGGCCUUCCAUACAUCAAGUGCAGUUGUCAGUUGUUGCCAUAAUUCUCAUGAUUGAAAGAGUGUGUUUAUCCAACUUGAAAGCACACAUUUAUCAAACUUCUUUUCACAUUACAGAUGGAAGCUUGUUAGAGCUAGUUUGAGCAGGUUAAUGCAGAUGAAUAAACAGAUGCUGUUCUUCCAAUUGUCCACUAGAUGGCAAUACAAAACUUUGGAAGCAUUUAAUGACUGGUGGCUUGAAACUCAAGGCUUUCACAGAACUCUGAAAGUUGUGUGAUCUUCCUGAUCUCAAUGACACCGGAAUGCUAGUUAUAUACAAAUCACUGUCUUGUUAGAGUAAUUUACCCGAUGUAUUGACUUAUUUCUGCUUAAUUGAUAUUAAUUGAUCAAUCUGAUGUUUUGUAAUUGGAGACAUUGUUUGUAAUGUAUUAUAAGGUAGUACAGCACUGGGGAUGUAUAAUAGCUUCAUAAUUUUUAUUGGCACUGUAUGAGGUGUUAAAUAAUGAAAGCCACUGAGACAUAAGAUCUUUGUUUUCCCUUGUGGAAUCACAUCACACACUCUCAGCUAAAAAUAGUAAUAAAAAAGAACUUUCCCAUUUGGAAAAUAUAAGAAACAAGGAGACAUCCUUCACAUCACUACCUUCACUGCUGCCUCCAUUUGUACCAUCCAUGGUCAUUUCAUUAAUCAGAUUAUAUUGCGUAAUUCAAACAUAUUUGCUGGCCUGUCACAAUGCCCCAGCGGGUAAUUCAAAAGGCCAAAGUACAAAACCUUGCAUUCUCAAAGGGCAUGCGGGACUGUGGAGUCCUGCGCAGCAUGUACGAACUCUGCUAGUGCCAACAGUCCUGUUUAUCAGUGAGUCCAGGCCCGUAUAAAAGGGGCGUGAGGGGAGUAGAGCGUCCAUCUCAGUCCGUGAUAGCUGUCAGUGCAAUGAUGAAACAGGCCACAAGCCUCAGGGUCCGUUUGCCAGUGCUGGUGUUUGUGUCAGAGGUGGUGUUCCUGGCUCUGUAUGCUGGCUUUGUAACUUAUGAUGAUAAUGCCAAUGCCAAGUUUCAAAACAAUCUUACCAAUCCAAUGGACAACUCCCUGUACAGGGAUUAUCCGUACUUUGCGGAUGUGCAGGUCAUGAUCUUCAUCGGCUUCGGCUGUCUGCUGGCCUUCAUGCGUUUCUACGGCUUCAGCGGCAUGGUCUUCAACUUCCUGACAGCCACGUAUGCCAUCCAGUGGGCCAUCUUAGUGCAGGGCUUCUUCCAGUUCUACUCUGACGGGAAGAUCCACCUGGGUGUGAUUAACCUUCUGAAUGCUGAAUUUGCCUGCGCUGUUGUGCUGAUUUCCUUUGGGGCCGUCUUGGGGAAGACCAGUCCAGUGCAGCUCCUUGUGAUGGCUAUUCUCGAAGUCCCUAUUUUUUCCGUCACUGAGUGGGCAGUGCUCAAGUACCUGAAGAUCACUGACUCUGGUGGCUCCAUCCUCAUCCACCUCUUUGCCUGCUACUUUGGCCUCGGGGUCACGUUUGUGAUGUACCGGCCUUCUCUUAACAAAGGGCACUCCAAGGAGAUCACCAGCUACCAGUCCGACAUCUUGUCCGUGAUCGGAACUCUGUUUCUCUGGGUGUUCUGGCCCUCCUUCAACUCAGCGCUGACACAGAAAGGGGAUGACCAGCACCGGGCCGUCCUCCACACAUUCAUUGGACUUAGCGCCUCCACGCUCACUGCAUUCGCCCUCUCUGCCAUGCUCAACAAGAGGGGUAAGAUCACCAUGGCUGACGUUCAGAAUGUCACACUGGCAGGAGGUGUCACAGUUGGGGCUUCUGUCGACAUGAUGAUCUCCCCUGCGGCUGCCUAUGCCCUGGGUGUGAUAGGCUGCACGGCCUGCAUGCUGGGCUACAAGUACCUCACCCCUUUCCUUGCCCGUCGCCUGAGAAUUCAAGACCAGUGCGGCAUCCACAACCUCCACGGGCUCACCGGGCUAAUUUCGUGUCUGGCCGGUAUCUGCGCCAUCCUGUUGGCCUCUGAGGAGACGUACGGCCCCAGCAUGUACCAGAUCUUUGCCCAUCGCGCCCCCAUGGAGGGAGAUCCCAAACUACUGGAGCUCCAGAAGCUAAUUCCAGGGCUCAAGCCAGGCUUGGGUCGCACCGGCCAGGUGCAGGCUCUGUAUCAAGUGGCCGCCAUUUUUUCCACCAUAACAGCGGCAGCAAUUGGUGGUGUGUUGACUGGCUUAGUCAUGAAGCUUCCUUUUCUGGCACCAAUCUCAGAUGACUUCUGCUUCGAGGAUGAGUUGUUCUUUGACAUGCCGUCUGAUUAUGAGAGCUUGACCACAGGUCUGGAGAAGGAGAAAGGGCCGUUUAAUGAGGAGGAUUCAAAAGUCUGAAUGCUGGUCUCAUUAUUGACUUUAAAAGAGCACUGAUUUUUCAAACCAUGAUUUUCUGUGCUAAAGGAGAUUUGGAGGCGUGGUGUAAAAUACUUGACAGCCUAUCUCUACAUCCGUUUGACAUUUCACGUCAAAAUCUGCAGUAAUGUGUCAAGGAAAGAAUGGUUAAUAUAGCUGAAAUGUAUUGUGCUUAAUACCGGGUUCCCACAGUCAUGGUAAUCCUGGAAAAGUCAACAGCGAUUCAGUUAAAUUGACAUAUUCCAACUAACCUUUUAAAAAAUGACUUGAAAAAGUUGCUGUUUAAUUUUCAAUCAGUAAUUACGGCCAACGUGUUGAGUAAAGUACGUGCACUUUUUGUGAAAGGUUGUGGAAAUUCCAUUAAAGUCGGAAAAGUCAUGGAAAAGUUUUGAAAUGUUGACAAAGAAAAUGGGUGGGAACCCUGUUAAGCUGCCCUUUAACUCCUGAUAACUCCUGGAACUACUUUUACUGUCAGUUCAAGAGGUGUGUUAUAACAUACCAUGUGUAGAUGGGUCAGGUACUGCUUAGGAGAUGUUUAUUAGAUUUAUUCAUCUAUUCAUUAUGUAUUCAUCAAGGGAAUGAUCAUUGACAAUUGUGUUAUUUAUUUAUUGUUCAGAGCUGUGGAAUUAACUUACAUUUUUGUAACAUGUUUGGAAUAAAUAUGUUAUUAAACAUGCCAUCCAUACAGACUUUUAAUGAUUCAAUUAAUUUCAGUUUAUUUGGUUGUGUACUGUAAACCUAAAAAGUAAAAAUUCCUUACACCACAUAUUGUUUACUCUUUGUUAAGAGCGCAGAAUGUAAUGCAAAUGGUUCAAAUGAUACAUGUAUAUAUAUAUUUUUAAAUAAAAGCCCAUGUGCAAAACGA
Clupea harengus (Atlantic herring) is the source of this 4569-nucleotide messenger RNA. Its product is annotated as ammonium transporter Rh type B-like. Lineage: Eukaryota; Metazoa; Chordata; Actinopteri; Clupeiformes; Clupeidae. The record is from RefSeq and is a predicted model, not a curated record. The transcript is spliced from 2 exons. Bases 2250 to 3686 code for a protein of 478 amino acids.